This is a messenger RNA of Plasmodium coatneyi, 2334 nucleotides long. Its product is annotated as GTPase. The transcript is spliced from 2 exons. Gene Ontology annotation, cellular component: cytosol. The record is from RefSeq and is a predicted model, not a curated record. Gene Ontology annotation, molecular function: GTPase activity; GTP binding. NCBI's taxonomy places the organism in Eukaryota, Apicomplexa, Aconoidasida, Haemosporida, Plasmodiidae. The coding region runs from base 1 to 2334 and encodes 777 amino acids.
AUGGGAGUUUACAAAAAGAACAAAACGAAGCAGAACAACAACUUUAUGGGGAGGAGCUUAAUGCGGAACAAGUUGUUACAGAAGGAAAUUUCGGACAACAUUUUAUACUCAAAGAUAGGAAAUGAGGAGACAAAGAAAGUGAGCAAACAGAUUUCCGUUUUGGAUAAAACUCCACUUGAUGAUUAUUUGGAUAAUCAGCUAGUCAUUAACAGCGUUGAGGUGAGCAGAGUGUUUAUACAGAAGAAUGAAAUAAAGGAGAAGAAAAGUUUAAGAGAUAGGAACAAGGGGAAAGAUUUUUUGGAAAUUCAGAACAUCGUUCUGCCUAUACCUGGCAGACCAUUUCUUUUGAAGCACCAAGACAAGGUCAACAUAAUUCUCCACGAGAGGGAAAAUGCGCCAGUGAAGAAGAAGAAGAAGAGGAAGAAUGUGAAGAAGAUUAGCUUCCUGAUGAGUGGCAAGAGUCUCAUACCGAUUAAUGUGCGAAGCCCGAAGGGGGAGUCUUCACGUAGGAAAAAGGUCCGUCCCGCGAGGAAGGCGCCGAACGGGGAGGUGGACGUGGAUAACACAGGGACCGCCAACGUUGAUGAGGAGAACGAACAGGAGGAAGAAGAAGUGAUGGAUACGUCUGAAAAGGAGGAAGAUGAUGAAGUAGAGGAAAGUGACGUAGAGGAUGAAGAGGAAGACGAAGCAGAUGGUGACGCCGAAUCGGAGGAAGAGGAAGAUCGUGACGACGACGGUGAUGACGAGGAGGAUGACGAAGAAGACGCGCUCGACCCCGCUGCGGAGGGGGAAGCCCCGCGGAACCUCCAAUACAUGCGAAUGUACGAGGCGCUCGGGAAAAAGUACAAACGGCUGAACGUGCAGGAGGUGCUCAACAAGGAAACCGUGAACAAAUAUGAACUGGAGCAUUUUGUCGAAUGGAGGAAGUUGCUAAGCGUUGUCGAAGAGGAAGAAGGAUAUACAAUCACACCAUAUGAAAAAAAUAUAGAAUAUUGGAAACAGCUAUGGAGAGUAAUAGAAAAAAGUCACGUCCUCUUUUACAUCAUAGAUGCGAGAAAUCCCAUGUUUUUCUACUGCCAGGGGUUAGAGUAUUACAUUAGGAAGGUAGACCCCAGGAAGGAAUUCUACGUCAUUUUAAAUAAGUCCGACUUUUUAAACUAUGAGGAAAGGAAAGAAUGGGCAGCCUUUUUUGAGAAGAAAAAUGUGAAGUUUAUUUUUUUUUCUGCUUUGAGGGAGUUGUACCACCAGAAUAAGGUGAUCAUUCAGGAUUUGCCCCUCCCUGUAGAGGUAUACACGAAUGGGAUGUCCAUUCCGGGGGGUACACAAGAAAAGAGGGAGGACAUGUCAUUGGCGGAAGGGUCGUCCACUUUAACAGAACGAUUGCCUUCUGAGCAUAUGAAUCUAUCUACCACCAUGACGUAUGAGGAGAACAAAAAGGAAGCCGCCAUCGAUGUGGGGCACGGAAGUUUAACAUACGAGGAAAGGAAAAAUGACCAAACAGACAUAUUAAGCACAAACGAAAUGGUUAGUUUAAUUCAAAAAGUUAAGGAAGAGAAAAGAAGUGAAUACCACGACAUAGAAAUAGGAGACUACAGUAUCCCCAAGUUUAUGGUAGGGUUUAUUGGUUUUCCCAAUGUAGGAAAAAGCUCUAUUAUAAAUUCGCUAGUUGGGUUAAAAAAGGUCAGUGUAAGUAGACAGCCAGGGAAGACAAAACAUUUUCAAACCAUUCCGUUAAAGCGUCAUGGGUUCUCUUUGUGUGAUUGUCCCGGGUUGAUCUUCCCAUCUCUGGUGUUUAGUAAAUACGACUUAAUCCUUAAUGGGGUUUUUUCUGUGGACCACUACAAGGGGAAUCUAACCGACCUUGUGCAAAUUCUGUGUAAUAUCAUCCCUCAUCAGUUGUGUGAGAAGUACAGAAUUGAUAAGAGACUCAUUUGUGAUAUUCAGUUAGAUGCAGAAAAUGGGUUCGAAAAAAGAACCCAUUUAUAUUUAGAUGCAACUCAAUUUUUAAGUGCGUUUUGUUCUUCUAGAAAGUACAUCUCCGGGGGUAAAGGAGGACUCCUCAAUCUUAACUUUGCCACUAGACUUAUCAUUCGGGACUUCAUCACAGGGAAACUCCUCUACAAUUUUAUGCCCUCUUACUUAGCUUGCAAUGCACACGUGUACCGUUCGGGCCCGUCCCCCGGGGAGCUGCUUGCCGCAUCGGCAAUGGUGGACCAGGAUCACUUCUCUCAGGACCCCCCCGAGCCCGAGGAAAUCCUGACCACCAAGAGGAAGUUCCGUUACAUGCAGAAGAAGCUGAUCAGAGGAAAGAAUGUGAUGAAGCACGCCUCCUAG